Messenger RNA from Aspergillus fischeri NRRL 181, 1248 nucleotides. RefSeq names its product RTA1 domain-containing protein. The record is from RefSeq and is a predicted model, not a curated record. NCBI's taxonomy places the organism in Eukaryota, Fungi, Ascomycota, Eurotiomycetes, Eurotiales, Aspergillaceae. The transcript has 2 exons. Gene Ontology annotation, cellular component: membrane. The coding region runs from base 1 to 1248 and encodes 415 amino acids.
AUGCGUAUACAAAUUUUAUUACCUCUGGUAUUGUUCAUCUCUGCAAUUGGAGUGCUUGCUGUCCCUGCGCCGACUCCUGCGCCGACUCCUGCUCCUACUACAACCGAGGCCUAUGUCGAGCGAAGAGGGACAGAAACAACCGAAGAUUAUGACCCCCAUAUCACAAUUGAUGUUCCCAAGAUCUCGAUCAAGCCAUACACUCAUGAGCCCUUUAGUCUGUCGCUGGAUCUGCCUUCCGACACCUGCACACCUACCAUCACCCCCGAUGCGAAUGGCUGGGUUCCGGCAACCGAGUGCAAUGCGCUCUACAACUACUACCCAUCCUUUGGUGCUGCGAUCGCCUUUUCGGUUCUUUUUGGUGUCUUGAUGGUCACUCAUUUUGUCCAGGCCACUGUCUACAAGGCAGGGUUCGUCUGGGUCAUCUUGAUGAGCGCGGCAUGGGAAUGUGUAGGGUUCGUGGUACGCACACUGAGCACGCGGGACCAGCAGGACAAUACUCUUGCCACAAUUACUCAACUGUUCAUUCUUCUGUCUCCAUUGUGGGUCAAUGCAUUCGACUACAUGGUUCUGGCUCGGAUGAUCCACUUCUUCGUCCCGGACCAUCGAAUAGGCAUCUUCAAACCCUCCAUGCUCGCCAUGAUCUUUGUCGUCCUGGACCUGGGAUCCUUUGUCAUCCAAUUGAUAGGAGGCAGCAUGGCCGGACCCGGGGCGGACCACGACACCAUGAUGAAGGGUAUUCACAUCUACAUGGGCGGCAUCGGUAUCCAGGAAUUCUUCAUAGUUCUCUUCCUCUUCAUUGCGAUCCAAUUCCACCGCCAGAUGCUCCAUCUCGAUCGGCAGGGAAGACUCGUUGGGCCCAAGGCAAAAUGGAGAGGCUUGCUAUAUGCGUUGUACGCGAGUCUGCUGUUCAUCACGGUGCGCAUCAUCUUCCGCCUGGUUGAGUUUUCCUCGGGGAAUGACGCGUCGAAUCCCAUCCCGCAGCAUGAGUGGUACAUGUACGUUUUCGACGCUGUCCCAAUGUGGUUUGCUAUUGUGGUUUGGAACGUGGUUCAUCCCGGGGCGAUCAUCAAAGGCCCCGACGCAAAGAUGCCACCUAGCCCUCUGCGCAAGAUAUUCUGUUGCGCUUGCUGUUGUUCCUGCUGUAGGAAGCGAAAGAAUAAGGGCAUGCAGAAGAUUCCGAAUAAUGAUCACCUAGGAGGAGAUGAGAUGUUGCCGCUGCGGGAGCGGGCGGCUUCGCCAUACAGAUGA